CUGACGACAGUCAUACUAUUGCGCAUGUCCGCGCUGGUUGUUGUCAGCGGUGGUUAUGGAGAUGAGAUGGGACUACGAACUGUCAACAUUACGGUGAUGUUUGUGUGUCCAUUGGAGGGAUGCCCAGAAAGAUUGGAUUCAUUGUGGUCAACUCUUCAAGUCAUGAGGACAACUUCAGUGCCAAGGAGCUCAUGGUCCAUGCACCCACAGUCAAUGGCUGGAGAUCCAGCAGGCUCUGCUCCUACCCUCAGCACAUCACCCUCCAGCUGGUGGAGAGAAGUAGAGUGAGGAAACUGCAGCUGCUGGCCCACCAGUACUUGAUCCCAGCGAAGGUGGAGUUCCACAUUGGAGAUGCUCUCCCUGAAACCAGCACAUCAGGUUUCCCUGGGCAGCUUCGCAGACUCGGGUACGUGUCUUUGUCGGACAAUGAGAAGACAGGCUUCAAAGCUCGGGAGCUGAAAUCAGUCCAUGUAGAUGCCAUCGGAACAUACCUGAGAAUAACCUUCCAUAGGAGCCAUGUCAACCAUUAUAAUCACCACAAUCAGGUUGCUUUGGUUGCCAUUAAUGUUCUGGGAGAUUCUUUGGAUGGCAAUGCGUUUAACACUAUUCCAAGCAGAGAGCAGCUGAUCGAACACUACCUCAACAGUACCCAGCUGGAAGCCGCCUUGGACUCGACCUUCAUGGGGGACGGUUCACCUCAGGGUCUCACUUCUUGGGGUAAAUGUGAGUCUAUCUCUCCUUUGGACGACCUGGCCUUCGACAUGUACCAGGACCCUGAAGUUGCCCACAUCAUCCGACUCCUGGACCAAAAGAAGCAGGACAUGGUCCGGCAGGAGAAAUACGAGCAGGCUAAGAAUCUGAAGCAGGCCAUUGCAGACCUGCAAAAGGUGGGGGAGCGUUUGGCUCGAUAUGAUGUGGAGAAGCGAUGUGCGAUCGAAAAGGAAGACUAUGACCUGGCCAAAAAGAAGAAGGAGCUGAUGGAGGAGUACAGGAGGAGCGUCUACCAGCAGCUGGAAGUCCACAACCUGCUGGACAUGGCAAUGGUAACACAGGCUGCAGAUUCAUCCCCAACCGAGGAUCCUCCCUCCCUUCUACCUUCUCCAGGUCACCGUUCAGUCCCCACCAAGCCCCUUGUGUCAACAGACACAUUCAGGAAGGGGAAAAAAACAAACGCUCCUCAGAACAAACAGUCAGAUGCAGAAAAUGUUCUGCCCAAACUAAGCAGCCAACCUGACACACCGUGCACCCCUGCUGCUCUACCUAAGAUAGACGGUACCAGUGUGCCUUAUGAUGAGAGGCCGCUACCAGCCCUUCAGGGGAAAGAACGGCCUGUGGAGGCCACUCUGAGCCCUGCAGAGCAGCUCUCCCACCAACCUGACGCCAAAAAGACUCCACACAGCCCUGAGAUGAGCGGAGAGCCAGAGCCCCUGACAGAGAAGGCCCAGAGAGAGGCUGGCCUUCCAAUAGAAGUCUUUGGAGAAAGCCUGGUGGCUGGGGCGUAUUCUAAAACCUGGUCCUACAGGGAGGAUGCUCUCCUGGCUGUGUACAAGAAGCUUUCAGAGUUAUCACCCGCCACCCCCAAGGAGGAGCUAAGAAACAUGAUAAGAGCUGCAGUCUUUCUGGUCAAGAAAGCUCUUCUGGAUAAAGUGUCAUCUGUUUUCCACGCCUCCUUGAAGUUGCUGCAGCUACUGCUGAGCCAGCUGAUCCCAGGUCUGGGGCUGGGCCGGGCAGAGCUGACUCACUGCAUAGAUCAGACUUGGCCCAACCUGCUGGCCAGGACUGGAGACUCAGCCAGCCGCCUCCGGGGCACGGCCAUUGCCUGCAUACAGGAAAUUGCUGCUUUGAAAGAUGUACGCGCCCUGCAGGUAAUCCCUAGCGAGUUGGUGAAGCCCUUCAAAUCCAACUUCCCCUCUCGUCUGGCUCAGAGUCGGGCCGAGCUGCUCGAGAAGCUACUCGCUGAACUGGGUACAGAGAACUCUGGCUUCACCCUGGACAAUGUCAUGAUGUUCUGUACAGCAGCUUUGGAGCACAAUACACCAGAGGUGCGAGAGCUGGCAGUGCGCGUCAUAUUGUCCAUGUACCAGCAGCACAGAGCUGCUGUUCUCCGCUACCUUCCACCCAACGACGCUGCUGCGCGGAAGAACUUUCUCUACAAAACCCUCUUUGAUGGCUUUGCCAAGAUUGAUGGAAAGCUGGUGGACACUCAGACUCUAAUGAAGGGAGGUGGUCAGCCGGAUGGGCAAAAAGAGAAGGAGGAGAUCCACUCUCUUCAGGAGCAACUGGCUGCCUUAAAAGAGAUCACAGAGAGAGGAAAUGAAAGCACCAAAGGACACAUUUCCAAGAAAGAAGCACCGAAAGUUGAGUCCCAAAAAGCUGGCAAAACAACUGUCACAAAAGUGCCGCAGAACAAGAUAACGGACAGUAUUGACGUCCAAAAAUCUAUCAACUAUCUGGACAACUUGUGUAUAUUCUGCGGUAAAAAGGACGAGUCAUUCACAGAGGAUGGAUUGGACCUUCACUACUGGAAACACUGUCCUAUGCUGAAACGCUGCGAUGAAUGUAGACAGGUAGUCGAGAUAGCCAGCCUCACGGAGCACCUACUGGGUGAAUGUGAAAGCAGGUCCAAGUUCAGCCAGUGCCCACGCUGCUCAGAGGCCGUGCCCACUGAAGAUCUGACUCGCCAUCUCCACGGUCCCGCCUGCAACUCCUCUAUCUCGGGUAAAGGCUCCAACCACUGUCCUUUGUGUCACAACAACUUCAUGCCUGGAGAGAAGGCCUGGAAGGCUCACCUCAUGGGCAGGGAGGGCUGUAAACAAAACUCACGCAGGACUGCGGUGUCCCAGAGAACUCAGCCAGCACAAGGCAGGGCUGUUGGUGGAGCCAAGCUGAUGCAGGCCUGGUCGGUUGGGGCCAGAGCCAUGGGCCGAGGCAGCCGGAUCCCAGCCCUAGCACCCCUGGCCAGAGGACAUACACCAGGGAAGCACUGAAAGUGGUUCGAAGAGGAGCCCAAAAGCAACAAACAGCGCUGUAGUAACCCCAACCCACUCUCAUAUUUCCUUAACCCACAUUCCUGCAUAUCAGAACUUUUAGAAAAGACAUCUGAUAGGGUUUAACACAUUUUACCCCUGUCUUAUCAGCCUAUGUACAAACAUUACAGCAUGGUGUUGUAUCCACUUAUUGAGACACUGUGUGCUGUUUGAUGAUAUGUCCUCACAGGAUGGCUCGGUUUUUUAUUUAUCACUGCCAUUGGGAGUCACCGUGUUGGGGAAUUGUACUUCCAUUACGUUUUGGUGACUCACAAAAGACAGAUUAAAGAAAGAAAAA
Messenger RNA from Sander lucioperca (pikeperch), 3324 nucleotides. It is a transcript of the gene cep104, whose product is annotated as centrosomal protein 104. The coding region runs from base 120 to 2987 and encodes 955 amino acids. Lineage: Eukaryota; Metazoa; Chordata; Actinopteri; Perciformes; Percidae. Gene Ontology annotation, cellular component: cilium. The record is from RefSeq and is a predicted model, not a curated record. The transcript is spliced from 23 exons.